Adineta steineri is the source of this 1746-nucleotide messenger RNA. NCBI's taxonomy places the organism in Eukaryota, Metazoa, Rotifera, Eurotatoria, Adinetida, Adinetidae. The record is from the annotation of a GenBank genome assembly.
AUGACAAUUGAAAACAAAAAUCAAUUUCAAACUUCUAUUGUUUCCAAUUCAACUAUAAAAUCCAAAACAUUUUUUAUCUUUACUGGACUACUUAUUUUAUUUUCUAUUCUAACAAUUAUUCUUACUGCUAUUAUCUUAAGUAUAAUUGUCAAGAAUUUUAACUCGAUUAAUACUACAAAUUCUUCUUCUUCUUGUAAUAAUACUACUAAUAAUAAUAAUAAUGGAUCGAUUUCAUUUGUUAAUGAAAUAAAAUCAGAUGAUUUAAUGAAACAUUUAAAUGAAUUACAAAAAAUAGCUGAUAAAAGUAAUGGAACACGAGCAAUUGGAACUCAAGGAUUUAAUGAUACUAUUGAUUAUAUAACAAAUCAAUUACAACAAAAUACAAAUUUUGUAAUUCAACAUGAAUAUUUUAAUUUACGAAAUUCAAUUCUAAAAGGAAUACCAAAAUUUCAAUCUGUAAUAAAUAAUCAUAUUGAUGAUUAUAUUUAUUUAACAGAUUUUACUCAUAUUAUAUUUUCACCAAGUGCUAAUUUUGAUUCAUUUAUUCAAUUAGUUGUAAUUCCAAAUCUUGGUUGUCAAGAUAUUGAUUGGAUAAAUGUAUCAAAUACGGAUUCAAUUGCAUUAGUAAAACGUGGUGAUUGUGGAUUCGCUGAAAAGGCUCAAUUUGCAGAAAAAUAUCGUGUAAAAGGAUUUUUAAUUUAUAAUGAUGGAAUAGCACCAGAUCGUUUUCAAGUUUAUCAAAAUGUACGAGGUAUUAUGAAUGGAACAAUUCCUGGAUAUUUUUUAUCUUAUAAUCUUGGAAUGAAAUUUGUUAAUGCAGCAUCUAAUAUAAAUACAAAUAUUUCUAUUAUUAUGAAUAGUGAUGUAUAUGAUGCACAAGGUAUUGCAAAUAUUUGUGCUGAUACUCCAACAGGAGAUAAAACAAAAACAAUCAUUGUUGGAUCUCAUAGUGAUGGAGUUUUAGAUGGAAGUGGAAUUAAUGAUAAUGGUAGUGGUACAAUUGGAAAUUUGGUUUUGGCUCUUAAUUUAGCACGUCUAUUAAGAGAAUCUUCGUCAAAUUAUAUUCCAUAUGAAUAUCGUGUUCGAUUUUGUUGGUGGGGAGCAGAAGAACUUGGUCUUAUUGGUUCUAUUUAUCAUGUUGAACAAGCUUCAUUAUCUCAUGCCACAAUUGAAAGUGGACGUUUACAAGAUUAUCUAUCAUAUUUUAAUUAUGAUAUGAUAGGAUCUUCUAAUUAUAAUUUUGGUAUUCUUGAUAGUAUUGAUGGGAUUUAUGUUCCAUCUGGUACACCAGAACAUGCGAUUAUUGGUACUGAUAAAAUUGCCAAUUUAUUUCAACAAUGGUUUAAUCAACAAAAAUUACCAUGGACACAAUCUGGUGUUGGAGGUGGAAGUGAUUUUGUACCUUUUUUGACAGCAGGUAUUGCUGUUGGUGGAGUUAACACUGGAGCGAAUGGAAUUAAAUCAGCAACUGAACGAGAUGUAAUAACAGUAGCAUUAGGUGCGGGUAAUGGUGGAUUAGCUAAUGUUGCUUAUGAUUCAUGUUACCAUCAACAAUGUGAUAGAAUACAAAAUAUUAAUCCAUUUGCAUAUGAAAUAUCGGUUAAAGCAGCUGCUUAUGCUAUUGAAUAUAUGGGAAGAUUGAAUGAUUUAGAAAAAUGGAUUUAUCCAAAAGGUCGACCAACUCAUAUUCAUUUAUUAAAUAUAAAUAAACAAUAUUAUAUUUGUAAUGGUUCUAUGUGUAUGUGA